UUAAUGUUCAGUACAAUGUAGUAACAAUUCUUCAAAAGUUUUCAUAGAAAAGUGAAAAUAAAAAAAAACCUCAAAUCAUAUCAUAUACAUGUAACUAGUGACGAUCAAUAUAUACAUUUUAAAAUAAAAUUUACGAAAUAAACUUUUUUAGAAAUCUUUAAAAAUCUACAAAAUUAUCGGCGAAAAUCUACGAAAUUGAGACGAAUACGAAGGAAGGACAUUUUAAGAAUAUAAAGGUAUGUAAUAAUGCAAUGCAGUGCUCACUCCUCUAUGUUCUGGGCAUUUUAAGCUUUCUCUCUCUUCUCGCUUUCUCCCAGUCAAAACAAUCCAAAGAUGGAAAACUGAGAUUACAGCCGAAACUUAAACCUUUACAGAGGGUAAACCAAGGAUCAGAGAAACCGGAGUUGAACCCGGAGUAUCUAGGGUUACCCGGAGAACCAGAGUACGAGAUCGACACCUCGGACCAGGAGAAAGUGAAACCGUCCAGGGGUUCAAGUGAGCGGCUUGAUAAGGUUCUACGUGGAGAGAAACGAGGUUUAAACCAACAGGAAUCUGAAUCUCAAGCUUCCUUUAUUUCCAGAUUGUUGAGUUCUGUGAUAAACUUUAAAAUGGCCGAAGAUUUAGCAGACAGGCUGGAUGACCUAAUCUGUGCCUGGGAUAAAGUGAUGGGAACAGAUUUUGAAACCUUGAUUCUUCUCCUCUUAGGAUGGAUUGGGUUUGGAGCAGUUAUUUUUCUAAUAUCCCAUAUUAUAUACUCAUCUUUGAGUACUGGUGAGAGUGGAGAAGUUUCCCCUGGAGUACCCAGCCCUUCAGUAGGAGGAGUAUCCACUCCCCUCAUUCCUCCCUAUAAGGAUAUAGCUCAGAAAACUAGUCUUCCAAAAAUUGCUGUUAAUAAUAAUAUUUCUAGUCUGGACGCUGCUCAGUCAAUUUCAAGUCUGGAUAAAAGUGGACCAAAAACUGAACCCGGAGGAACACCAAUCCAUUCUAAUGGAUUAGUUCCAGCAUCUGAUAUACCUACGGCAGUUGGCUCAGAUCCUGACGUUGUUCAGUAUGUAAAUAAGUGUUGGGAGUAUAUAUACAAUCAUGAAAAUAUAUCUAAUGAGAUAACGAGAUUAUGGUUCGAGAAAAUGAACGAAUUCACAAAAAGAUCUGCCCUAGAGGACGGAUUGUAUGUUGAGUUCCUUGGACUGGAUUCAACUAGAGAGGGUGGUUCAAGGCUUGGGUUCAAUAAUAUGACAGCAGAACCACUUCCUGGUGAUAAUAUGUCUGUGACAAGUGAUCUGAACGCUGAGUUUUCCUUUAAGUUGAAGACGACCCGUCCUCUCCGGGAUAGAAUAGAAGCAGCAGAUUUUAUACUUCUAGUAGACAGGAUACGAGCCAGGUUCUCCUUGACUGUGAUAAAUGGUGAGAAAUUAAUUAUUGCAAAGCUGGACGGGUGGCCAGAUCUAAAACUCCGGGUCCAAUCUCAAGCAGGGAUUAGUGCAAACAUUUCCAGAGAAGAGCAGAACCUCAUAGAACUUAUUGAAGAGAUUUCAACUUCAGCUCUGAGAGGAGUUCAACUGGAUAUCAG
Messenger RNA from Eurytemora carolleeae, 1570 nucleotides. RefSeq lists its product as uncharacterized. The record is from RefSeq and is a predicted model, not a curated record. NCBI's taxonomy places the organism in Eukaryota, Metazoa, Arthropoda, Copepoda, Calanoida, Temoridae.